Messenger RNA from Durotheca rogersii, 1044 nucleotides. RefSeq lists its product as uncharacterized. The record is from RefSeq and is a predicted model, not a curated record. The coding region runs from base 222 to 911 and encodes 229 amino acids. The transcript has a single exon. NCBI's taxonomy places the organism in Eukaryota, Fungi, Ascomycota, Sordariomycetes, Xylariales, Xylariaceae.
AUACCAUCCACCUAUCCAUCGAUACGGAUAGGCAUGCUAACACGUUGUAGGCACGACGAAGGAUGGCACCGUUCACAGCUUGCACCCUUACGACACGCAACAUGACGACCCUAUAAUAUACACGUAUGCGCCCACACAACAUCGAACGCAUGUAUGGAUGUAGGUGGGUGUAUAUAAAUAUUUCUAUGAUACCUGCCUAACCUACCUUCCUACUUGGGUGUAUGCAACUACACCGGGCACCUCAUACACAAACCCUACCCGGGGCGCCCAGCGCUUCCCUCCGGCCCCUCCGGCCCCGUUCGUCCCGCACCUUGUCCCGCAGCCCCUUCCAGCUUCUUCACUACACACACACGUACACCCUCACACCAUGCACACCCUCACACCCUCUUACUCUCAUCCCAGGCCCAGAUCCAGGCCCGGGCCUUCGCUACGUGAUACGUGCCUAUACGCGGACGCACUCGCUUGCCAUUGCCCAUACCUGCCUCCCGUCCGCCUGCUCGCCUACGCGGUACCGAGCCAGUACGCGCGCAGGCGUGCGCGGACACCGCGCCUGUCCCACAUACCUCUCUCCCUCUCGCUCCCCUGCUGGUGCUCCUCCUUCGCAGCACGACACAACGCACGCCAUGGGUAGGCACGGCCGGUCGUUGAGGGGGGAAGAGCGAAAAAAAUUAUCAAAGCAACAACUCGCGGCCAAUGCCCACCUCUCGUGCGUGCCUACCUACUUACGCAAGCUAUCUGCAUCCCUCGCGCGCGCUCUCCCUACCGUAUCUCGAUCCCCCUCUCGAUCCCCCUCUCCCCUUCGACGGAUCGGCCGAUCGAUCCUGCAGGCCUGGAGACGUGGAACGGACCGCGGGGGGGGGAGGGGGGGGGACGGACGGCAGGGACGGGCAGGCGAGCGCGAGAGGAAGUGAAGGCGAGAGGGGGGAUAGAGGAGCGAAGGGGAGGAGGAGGACGACGAAGAAGAAGAGAGAGAAGGGAGUGCUUAGUGGGUGCGGUGCGUCGUGAGCACACGGGAGCAAGCGGGCGCCCUCGGCUGCCUUAGGC